Molecule: messenger RNA, 4525 nt
Organism: Oncorhynchus gorbuscha (pink salmon)
Lineage: Eukaryota; Metazoa; Chordata; Actinopteri; Salmoniformes; Salmonidae
Product: kinesin light chain 1-like
Exons: 16
Coding region: 615-2546 (643 amino acids)
Biological process (GO): axo-dendritic transport
Cellular component (GO): cytoplasm; membrane-bounded organelle; kinesin complex
Molecular function (GO): kinesin binding
Source: RefSeq, a predicted model, not a curated record
UUUAUCACUUUCACGAGGUUGGAGUAAUAUAAUGUUUAACUACGUAAUACAUUGGCUCGAAUUUAGGUUGUGCCUUUUAUAUUUUUAGAAGAUUAACAACUAAGGAAGGUUUUUUUUUCACUUCUCUUAUUGACUUCUCGAACCCCGGCCUGGGCUGUUUGGUCUGUUUCGCAAGCGUUCCCAAAGUCUCGCGAUGUUGCGCCUCUUGAGUUUAGAAACUAUGGUAACGCCAUUUUCGCCCAGCAGUUCAGUAGCCAACAAAUGUGUUUCUAGAGAUAUAAGACCUAGUUAAAUGAAACGUCUAUUUAACAUGGAAGAUCAUGUAAUAAUUUUUUGGUUCAGAUAUCACUUCCCGUACAUGUAGCUAGCUAGUCACCGAUUAUGCUGCGAUAAGCAAUAAAGCCGUGACAGCUACCUCUGGUCAGUCAGGAAGAACAGCGCAAGAGACAAGACGGUGAGCUUCGUUUCUGUUCUCGCAAAGUCGAUCUACCAAAAAAAUUAACUUGUUCUUUCAGAAUAUAUACAAACUUUCAGUGUUUUCAAUCGGAAACUGCAUUGAAGUCGGACUAACUCGUCACUGUACUGUGUUGGGCAACGGAUGUCCAACAGAACGGAUGCGUGAGAACAUGUCUGCCAUGGUGUGUGUGAAGGAGGAGGAGGAGGACCCUGGGGAGAAGCUGUCCCAGGAUGAGAUCAUCUCCAGGACCAAGCAGGUGAUCCAGGGCCUGGAGGCUCUAAAGCAGGAACACAACUCCAUCCUGGAGGGCCUUCUGGACACGCUGCACUGCUUGAAGCAGGAUGACCAGGGAGUCCUGGUGGAGGAGAAGUCCCUCAUGAUCCGCAAGUCCCUGGAGAUGCUGGAGCUGGGCCUGAGCGAGGCACAGGUGAUGAUGGCGCUGUCGGGCCACCUGAGCUCGGUGGAGUCAGAGAAGCAAAAGCUGCGGGCACAGGUGCGCCGGCUGUGCCAGGAGAACCAGUGGCUGAGGGACGAGCUGGCAGGCACCCAGCAGAAGCUGCAGAAGAGCGAGCAGAGUGUGGCUCAGCUGGAGGAGGAGAAGAAACACCUGGAGUUCAUGAACCAGCUGAAGAAGUACGAUAAGGACCUGCUGCCAUCGGAGGAGAAGGACUCUGACUCCAGUAAAGAGAAUCUGGAUGAUCUGUUCCCAGACGACCAGGAUGACCAACCUCCAGGCAUCCAGCAGCCCCACGGUAGUGCAGCAGCAGCCGCCGCCCAGCAGGGAGGCUAUGAGAUCCCGGCUCGCCUCAGGACCCUUCACAACCUGGUGAUCCAGUACGCCUCCCAGGGCCGUUACGAGGUGGCCGUGCCCCUCUGCAAACAGGCCCUGGAGGACCUGGAAAAAACAUCCGGACACGACCACCCUGACGUGGCCACCAUGCUCAACAUCCUGGCCCUGGUCUACAGGGACCAGAACAAAUAUAAAGAGGCAGCCAACCUGCUGAAUGACGCUCUGGCGAUCAGGGAGAAAACUCUGGGCAGGGACCAUCCAGCGGUGGCUGCUACACUCAACAACUUGGCCGUGCUCUACGGGAAACGGGGGAAGUACAAAGAGGCGGAGCCACUUUGCAAGCGGGCUCUGGAGAUCCGGGAGAAGGUUCUGGGUAAGGACCACCCAGAUGUGGCCAAGCAGCUGAACAACCUGGCCCUGCUGUGUCAGAACCAGGGCAAGUACGAGGAGGUGGAGUACUACUACCAGCGGGCCCUGGAGAUCUACCAGACCAAACUGGGCCCUGAUGACCCCAACGUGGCCAAGACCAAGAACAACCUGGCGUCCUGUUACCUGAAGCAGGGGAAGUUCAAGCAGGCUGAAACUCUGUACAAAGAGAUCCUUACCCGUGCACAUGAGAGGGAGUUUGGCUCUGUAGACGAUGAGAACAAACCCAUUUGGAUGCAUGCGGAGGAGAGAGAGGAACAGAGCAAGGGAAAGCAGCUGGACGGCUCCCCGUUCGGAGAGUAUGGAGGCUGGUACAAAGCCUGUAAAGUAGACAGCCCCACAGUGACCACCACCCUGAAGAACCUGGGCGCCCUCUACAAGCGGCAGGGUAAAUUUGAGGCGGCAGAGACCCUAGAAGAGGCCGCUAUGCGUUCCAGAAAACAGGGUCUGGACACGGUGCACAAACAGCGUGUGGCGGAUGUUCUGAGUGAGCCAGAGGCGCGGGAGAAGCAGUGGAGCCGUGAGAGCCUGACCUCCGACGCCACGGUCAAGUAUGAGAGUGGCCCGGACGGGGGCGAGGAAGUGAGUAUGAGCGUGGAGUGGAACGGGGACGGUUCCGGCUCUCUGAAGCGGAGCGGCUCCUUCAGUAAACUCCGUGCCUCUAUUCGCCGCAGCAGUGAGAAACUGGUCCGCAAGCUGAAGGGCAGCAGCACACGGGAGUGGGACCCCAAAAACUCUGGCAUGAAGCGAGCCAGCUCACUGGGUGUUCUAAACGUGGUGGACAAGGCUACCGGAGACCUCUACCAAGAGCGAAAUAAUCAUCUGAGAAAGAGUCGUGACCUGAGUGCCAGCCACACUGACCUGGCGCAUUGAAGGUCGGAACUCAGAAUGUUCCAGUGGAGAAGUGACAGAGGUCAUGGGGUCAGUCUCCUAAACAACCCCCUCCAUGUUGUAGGUAUACAGCUGGCUGCAGUACGUAGGUUUCACAAUCUCAUUGCACUUUGAUCUCAUCACUGGUUUGCUUAGGUGUUUUCAUUUAAAUGUUUUCUCUUUUUUUCUAUCAAUAUAUGUCGAACAACAUGAGAUUAGUUAUAAUGAACGACAAAUGUAUAACGCUAAGUCAAGUGUAAAUGCGUGUGUGUGGAUGUAAGUAUGCACCUAUAUUUUAUAGUUAAGUGCUCAAAUGAGAGAAUGUUCAUUUUUGUAUUUUCUGUGUGUGUGGUUGCUUUGUCCUACCUUACCUCCACAGAUCUAAAUCAUUUGGUUAUCACUUGAAUGGAAUAUGUGAGCAGUUCAGGAGGUCCCAAUAGGGUACUUAACUCUGCUGUCUUACCCCCUUUCAUCCAAAUUCAUGUCCUGUGUGUUCUUAUUGAAGUGCUAGAUGUGCUUGUUGUAUUAAGUUUUAUGUUUUACAUUUGGGUUGUGUAAAUUAUGGUUUAUUUUAUUUCCUAUGCUGAUCUGGGGAAUCUUAUUUCUUUGUAUCAGAGGUCUUGAAAUGGAUAGCUCUGCUUCUAGUUUCAUGAUGUUACUGCAAUUUCAAGAGACUGCUCUAAAUGUAUGUGAAGUUAUGAGUCAGGAUCGUUCUGUUGGCACAUUAAGUAUAUCUGGUGGAUUUCUCAGGAUUGUCACAGAACAGAAGAUGGCUAGCGAAGCUAGUUUUGAUAUACACUGACUGCACUAGAUAUUUAACACAAGAACUUGUUACAAUCAAAUGCAUUUUCCAGUAAUAGCACAAAAAUAUUGUUACAAUCUGGAGUAAAGACAUUGUUUACUAAUUUGUACCAAUCUGUUUCUGUAUGUUGAAUCAAGAGUAAGACUAUGUAUAAAGAGUGAAAUUAAGCUGAAGUACUUGGACUUAAAUAUCCAACCAAAAAAUUCAACAAAUGUUUUUAUUGAUCCAUUAUAGGACUUGCUGUCACUCCCACAUUUACAUUGUUUUACUUUGUUCUCAAAACUUUCAAGUUAACGUUUGCUCGUUUCCGAAGCGUGCCUUUUUUAGGUCCACAGUCACGAUCCUACUGACAUGGGUUUGGAUUGCUUGUUGGGUGGACUGUUAAUGUGGUCUGUUGAUGGGGAUGUGUGAUAGCAUUCUCUUAUGUAAGGAAGGUGACUGUUACAUUUGACUUCAGACAUCAUAGACCCAGGAACUUCCCCAGUCCCUCACCAGGAUGACUUAAAGAGGGGUGAAACAUGACUAAUUAGGGUUAAAUUGACCAGACCGGUUACACUAUCCAAGGAACAGGACCUAUUUUUAUGAUAAACAAGCAAGUUGUCAUGAGCAGAGGGAACCAUGGAGUAGUGAGUAAUUUGCAAGUAAUCCUAUGAGCAGUGGUACAAUGGCUGCGUUUACACAGGCAGCCCAAUUCUGACCUUUUUUCCACAAAUUGGUAGUUUGGCCAAUCACAUCAGAUCUUUUUCAGGGCUGAUCCGAUUGGUCAAAAGACCAGUAAAUAAAACAAAUAUCAGAAUUAGGCUGGCAGUGUGAACGCAGCUUCUGAGUCACUUGAGGUGGUGCACAGAAUCAUGGAGAAGGACAACACGCCCUGAACUAGUGAAACACUGCUGGGAAAUGUUAAUGAUGACAUCACCCUAUUAUUUGUGACACGGUCAAUGCACCAGACUUUCCAAGUUCACUUUUUUUUGUUUGGGGUUGGGCUUGAGUAUGUUUGGCGAUGUCCUGGGCUAGACUGUCAAUAGGAACACAAUUGGUAACUAUCCAAACUUCCAGACCCUUUCGCUUAGGAUGACUGCUGUGCUGGCUGGAUCCCUUUAGCCUGAACUGUGGUGAAGUGUUUGUCCUGAGAAAAUAUAUUAUAUGGUAUAAAUUGUUUGAAUAAAACUAUACAAAUGUU